This is a messenger RNA of Paramecium tetraurelia, 1097 nucleotides long. RefSeq lists its product as uncharacterized. Gene Ontology annotation, biological process: proteasome-mediated ubiquitin-dependent protein catabolic process; nucleotide-excision repair. The transcript is spliced from 6 exons. Lineage: Eukaryota; Ciliophora; Oligohymenophorea; Peniculida; Parameciidae. Gene Ontology annotation, cellular component: nucleoplasm; cytosol. Gene Ontology annotation, molecular function: ubiquitin binding; damaged DNA binding; polyubiquitin modification-dependent protein binding. The record is from RefSeq and is a predicted model, not a curated record.
AUGAAAAUUAUUAUUAAAACAUUAAGCGGAUAAAACUUUCCUUUAGAUGUGGAAGGAUCAGACACAAUUUCAGAUGUGAAAGAAAAGAUCUUUUAAGUGAAAUAAUUUGAAGUUGGUCAACAAAAAUUAUUAAGAAAAGGUACACUCUUAGAUGAUAAAACCACUAUUGCAGAAUUGGGAAUUUAAGAAAACGAAUUUUUAGUAGUCAUGGUUAAUGCCAAAAAAUCAGCACCUCAGUAGCCAUAACCAGCCUAACAACCACCUGCCUAAUAGCCUGUUUAAUAACAGCCAGCUUAAUAACCUGCUUAAUAAUUACCCCCACAAUAAUAGCCUCAACCUUAAGUUGCUCCAGUUGCUAAACCAGCUGGAUCUGGAACAGGAUUGCUAUCCGGUCCAGAGUAUGACAAAGCUAUCGAGUAGUUAAUGUCUAUGGGAUUCCAAAGAGAGGAAUGCGUAAAUGCUAUGAAGGCAGCAUUCAAUAACCCUGAUAGAGCUGUUGAAUACUUAUUAAAUGGCAUUCCUCCUGGUGUUACAUCACAUCCUCCUGCUCCAGUUGCUAGCGGAUAAGGAUAACCACCUGCAGCACAAUAGCCAGUUGGUUAGCCAAAUUAAAUCUAAUAACUCAGAUAGUUGUACUAAUAGAAUCCAUAAGCCGUUCUCUAAUUAUUACCUUAAUUGUUGCAACAAAUUUAAUAGACAAAUCCAGAGUUACACGCUUAAGUUUCAUAAAACCCUGAAAUGUUAUUACAAAUGCUUAUGGGUGCAGGAUAAUAAUAGGGCCCCCCUCCAGGAUCUAUCUAAUUGACUUAAUAAGAAUUUAAAGAUAUUGAAACUAUUAUGUAACUCGGUUUUACUAAAUAAGACUCUUUAGAAGGUUAUAUAGCAUGUGAUAAAAAUGUGGAAAUGGCAAUUAACUAUUUAUUUGAGAAACAAGCAAAUGGAGAUCUUUUUACCUAACAUGUUCAAAGAGAACAAGCUAAUCCCCCUAAUCAACAACCACCUGGCGGAAAUGACGGACCAAUGGAUGAAGAAGAUGACGAUGAUGUUUAUUAAUGAUAUAUUAUUAUUCAUAAUAUUAAUUUCAAUACAUCCAUUGA